AUUCGUCCUCACUAAAGAGAGACACACAGACUGAAAACCAGACGAUCAGAUUCAUCUUCAGAACAAACUAACAACUUCAUCUGAGUGAGUUCAGCUACAGGAGAGAAAAGAGGAAAACUACAACACUGCUGCUUCAACCUGCUGACACUCCACACACUGAACCUUCACUCAGAGACAAAAUGGCUUCCAGAUUAGAGGAGGAUCUCUGCUGUCCGGUCUGUCAUGAAGUCUUUAGAGAUCCUGUUGUUCUGUCAUGUAGCCACAGCUUCUGUAAAGACUGUCUGAAGAGCUGGUGGAGAGAGAAACCAACACAGGAGUGUCCAGUUUGUAAGAGAAGAUCUUCAAAGUAUAAACCACCUCGUAACCUGGCGUUAAAGAACCUGUGUGAGAGUUUCUUACAGGAGAGAGAUCAGAGAGCUUCAGAGGCUCUCUGCAGUCUGCACUCUGAGAAACUCAAACUCUUCUGUCUGGACCAUCAGCAGCCAGUGUGUGUCGUCUACAGAGAUUCAGAGAAACACACCAACCACAGAUUCAGACCCAUCGAUGAAGCUGCUCAACAACACAAGAAGAAACUUCAGGAAACUCUGGAGCCCUUAAAGGAGAAGUUAAAGGUUUGUGAACAAGUUAAAGUGAAGUUUGAUCAAACAGCAGAACACAUGAAGGUCCAGGCCCGACGCACAGAGAGGCAGAUUCAGGAUCAGUUUAAGAAGCUCCACCAGUUUCUAGAGGAGGAAGAGGAGGCCAGGAUGGCUGCACUGAGGGAGGAAGAGGAGCAGAAGAGUCAGAUGAUGAAGGAGAAGAUGGAGGCUCUGAGCAGAGAGAUAGCAGCUCUUUCAGACACAGUCAGAGCCACAGAGGACGAGCUGAGAGCUGAAGACGUCUCAUUCCUCAACAACUACAAGGCUGCAGUGGAAAGAGUCCAGCAGCGCCCCCUGCUGGAGGAUCCACAGCUGCUCUCAGGAGCUCUGAUAGACGAGGCCAAACACCUGGGCAACCUGACCUUCAACAUCUGGAACAAGAUGAAGGACAUGGUCUCCUACACUCCUCUGGUUCUGGACCCAAACACUGCUGGUCCAAGACUCAUCCUGUCUGAAGAUCUGACCAGUGUGAGACUAGGAGAGAGACAGCAGCUUCCUGAUAAUCCAGAGAGGAUUGAUUAUUACUGGUCUGUUCUGGGCUCUGAGGGCUUUAACUCAGGGACUCACAGCUGGGAUGUCGAUGUAGGAGACAGUUCAUUGUGGUCACUGGGUGUGUUAGCAGAGUCUGUCCAGAGGAAGGGAGACAUACUGUCUGGAUUAUGGAGAAUACGGUUCUUAAAAGGUAAAUACUUAGCACGGUCACAAUCAGGUCCACUCACUGAUCUCAAAGUGCAGAAGAAGCUCCAGAGGAUCAGAGUGAAUCUGGACUGGAACAGAGGAAAGCUGUCGUUCUCUGAUCUUGAUACUAACACACACAUACACACCUUCACACACACUUUCACUGAGAGGAUGUUUCCAUUCAUUGACACUGUUGAUGAACUGAAGAUAUUACCGAUGAAGAUCAGUGUGACAGUGGAACAGAGCAGUUAGAGAUAAAGAGGAUGAUUAUUAUCUUCAUGUUUAUGUUUUAAAGCCUUAAAGCUUCAUCUGUCCUUUUCAUGACUCAUGAAUCCAAAUAUAU
Molecule: messenger RNA, 1659 nt
Organism: Anoplopoma fimbria (sablefish)
Lineage: Eukaryota; Metazoa; Chordata; Actinopteri; Perciformes; Anoplopomatidae
Product: zinc-binding protein A33-like
Exons: 2
Coding region: 180-1568 (462 amino acids)
Molecular function (GO): zinc ion binding; protein binding
Source: RefSeq, a predicted model, not a curated record